AUGGAUAAAUUGAUUCCAAAAAUAAUUAAAGAUGAAAUAGACUUAUAUAAGUUAUUAGAUUUACCAAAUACAACAGAUAGAUCAACGCUAUCAUCACAAGAGAUCCGUAAAGCAUACAAAAAACAAGCAUUAAUUCAUCAUCCAGAUAAACAACAACAAGAAGGAGAUAAUAAAUUUGAAUUAAUACUAACGAGUUUUCAAAUAUUAUCAAAUCCAGAGUUCAAACAACAAUAUGAUAACUUAGUUCAAUUGAAAAAACAAAAGAUCCAAAAUUCGUCUAAAUUAAAUGAAUUAAUUUUAAACUUUCAAAAAGAUUUAUUAUCAAACGAAGAGAAGAAUUUAAAUCAAAGACAAAAUGGUCUGAAGUUUCAAAAUUUGGAUCAAUUAAGAGAAGAUGGGUUAAAAAAGAGAAGAUUACACGAAAAUAAGAGAAUAUCUGGCGAUAACAAGGAACAGGAUUUAACAACUACAUCAAUUUAUGACUUACCACUACCGAAUUUUAUAGACUUUAAGACUCUCAAAAACGUACGAAAAGCUAUCACUCAACAUUUAGCAAAAUUGAAAUAUAAAUACAAAUCAAAUUUAGAUAUUGAUGAAGUCAUACUAUCCGAAAUAAUGUCAACUUUUGGUCCAAUAACGUCUAUAACAAUAAACGAUCAUGAUGAUAGAUAUUCUUAUGCUACAAUUGAAUUUGCAUCAGAAUUGGCAUUACAAAAUGCAAUAGCUUAUGAUUAUUCAACUGCUUCUAAAUGGGAUGGUUCAAAGAUUAGAAAGCUAGCGAGUUUAUUAAGAUCCUGUAAAAGGAUUGAAAAUGAAGAAGAAGAUCUAGAGUACGAAGAAGCAAAAGAUACUCCAAAGAAAUGGACCAAUAAUGAUUAUGUCAAUGAUAUACUAAACGAUUAUUAUGUUAAUUCCGUAUCUGACAAAAAGAUUUAA
Molecule: messenger RNA, 936 nt
Organism: Lodderomyces jiufengensis
Lineage: Eukaryota; Fungi; Ascomycota; Pichiomycetes; Serinales; Debaryomycetaceae
Product: U2-type spliceosomal complex subunit
Exons: 1
Coding region: 1-936 (311 amino acids)
Biological process (GO): spliceosomal complex disassembly
Cellular component (GO): spliceosomal complex
Molecular function (GO): nucleic acid binding
Source: RefSeq, a predicted model, not a curated record